This is a messenger RNA of Aspergillus ibericus CBS 121593, 1248 nucleotides long. Its product is annotated as Gfo/Idh/MocA family protein. Gene Ontology annotation, biological process: NADPH regeneration. Gene Ontology annotation, molecular function: nucleotide binding; oxidoreductase activity. The transcript is spliced from 3 exons. Gene Ontology annotation, cellular component: cytoplasm. The record is from RefSeq and is a predicted model, not a curated record. Bases 72 to 1187 code for a protein of 371 amino acids. Lineage: Eukaryota; Fungi; Ascomycota; Eurotiomycetes; Eurotiales; Aspergillaceae.
AUCAUUCUCGACCUGACUUCUCUUCAACAAAGCACACAGAUCAUUGAACACCAGAGAACCCGACAAACACAAUGUCUUCACCCAAACUAGGCAUCGGCAUCAUCGGCGCAGGCGAAGUCUUCCAAGUCUGCCACGCCCCCUGCCUCCUAUUGCUCUCGCACCUCUUCACCCUCGAAUCCAUCUGCGACCUCUCCCCCACAACCGCCACCCACUGCGCCACGAAAUUCUCCAUCCCACACCACACCACCAACCCGCACGACGUAAUCACCCACCCCACCGUGCAAGCCGUCUUCAUCCUGACCUCCGACGAAAGCCACGCCCAAUUGACCAUCGCCAGCCUCCGCGCCGGCAAAAAUGUCUUCCUCGAAAAACCCAUCACGUUAUCCCUCCCCUCCGUGAAUGCCAUCCUCGCCGCGGAGCAAGCCGCCCCGAACGGCGCCCGAGUCUUCGUGGGGUACAUGCGUCGCUAUGCGCCUAGUUACCUGGGCGCCUUUAAGCGGGAGCUUGCGACGAUUCCGAGGAUUCUCUACGCCCGGGUCCGCGACUUUAGUGGUCCGAAUGCCCAGUUCGUGAACCAGAGCGGGACCUUCCCGAUCAAGAACUUAGACUAUCCAUCCCAUACCGCCCAGGAACGAGAGACCCGUCUCGAGACGCUCUUCAGCGAAGUCUUCCCGAACCAACCCAUCACCGACGAAAAGAGAAAAUACUGUCGUUUCCUGGGGAGUCUCGGAUCGCACGAUAUCUCGAUCAUGCGGGAGACAUUAGGGUUUCCGGAGGAGGUGGUGGGGGUAUCCGUUCAUGAUCCGUUUUAUACGGCGAUGAUGAGGUUCCGGAAUCGGGAUGGGUCGGGGUAUUCGGUCACGUAUGAGAGUGGGAUUGAUGCGGUGCCGGUGUUUGAUGCGCAUGUGGCGGUGUAUGGCGAGCGAAAGAGGGUGGUGAUUAAGUAUGACAGUCCAUAUGUCAAAGGCUUACCGAUUUAUGUGGAAGUGGAGGAGGUGAAUGAGCACGGGGAGGUGCAGAAACGGACGAUGUUGUCGUCGUAUGAAGAUGCCUAUACGGCGGAGCUGCAGGCGGUAUAUGAGGCGUUUGUGCAUGGGAAGGAGAUCAAGACGUCGGUGGAGGAUGCGCGGCAGGAUUUGCAGAUUUAUGAUCUGAUGUAUAAGAAGUGGGGGGAACAAUCUAGUUAGGUCGGUAGAAGAGGGAUCAGGAUAGAAAUAUUGGAUAUUUACUUACAUAUCUCUGUCAAAG